Molecule: messenger RNA, 2938 nt
Organism: Ahaetulla prasina
Lineage: Eukaryota; Metazoa; Chordata; Lepidosauria; Squamata; Colubridae
Gene: RAD54L
Product: RAD54 like
Exons: 18
Coding region: 458-2689 (743 amino acids)
Biological process (GO): reciprocal meiotic recombination; double-strand break repair via synthesis-dependent strand annealing
Cellular component (GO): nucleus
Molecular function (GO): DNA translocase activity; ATP-dependent chromatin remodeler activity; ATP binding
Source: RefSeq, a predicted model, not a curated record
GCCCGGAUUCCUUUGCGCGGCAAAUCCAACCGGGGGAAAAAAAAAAGGAGCCGGCGCGUUCGGGUAGCUGUCUCGGUUCUCGAGCCUGGUUGCUGGGAGACUUUGCGGGAUCGUCUUCGUGGCCCACCGUCCGAGUCCUCUUUUUCCCCCGUCUUUGUUGGAGAGCUGUCGCCAGACGCUCCGCUUUUAAUUGCUGCGGUCGGAUAUCUCCACCUCUCCAUUGUAGCUUAAGAGGCUGCUGCCAGCAGUUCUUGCUCCUUCCGGAGCUGUUCGGAAAAGCUUCGUGAUUCCUCUGGAGCGUUUCUCUCUGUCCCGGGGGCGACGGUGGGUCGUUUCCCUUCUCGCCUUCCCUGCACGAAUUUCCUUUCCUGCGACUCUAAAUGCCGCCGGUGCAACGCGUCUUCUUUCCCUGCCCCUAAAGCUCUGCGCAAAUGGGACAUAGCUCUGCAGGGAGAACAUGAGGAAAAGUUUAGCUCCCAGUCAGCUGGCCAAGAGAAAACCUGGAGGUGAUGGCUCUGAAGACGAGGACUGGUAUCCUGAAGCAACUCCAAAGAAGCAGAAACGUAACACCAAGACUGAUAUCCAAGAAUGUUAUGUAUCUUCUUUCCGAAAACCUUUGACUCAGUUAACUAAUCGAAUCCACUGCCUUGAUGGUAAUAAACAUGAAGCCUUUAUCCGCAGCAUUUUAUCAAAACCUUUUAAGGUUCCUAUACCAAAUUAUACAGGCCCCCUGGGAUUGCGAGCAUUGGGCAUCAAACGUGCAGGAGUUAGGCAUGCUCUCCAUGACCCUUUUGAAGAGGGGGCUCUGGUUCUAUAUGAACCGCCACCUUUGAGUGCUCAUGAUCAACUGAAAGUAGACAAGGAUAAAAUGCCUGUUCAUGUUGUGGUAGAUCCUUGUCUUAGCUGUGUUUUACGACCUCAUCAGAGAGAGGGAGUGAAGUUCCUAUGGGAAUGUGUUACGAGCCGUCGGAUCCCUGGAAGUCAUGGCUGCAUCAUGGCAGAUGAGAUGGGUCUAGGGAAGACCUUGCAAUGUAUCACUUUGAUUUGGACACUUUUGCGCCAAAGUCCGGACUGCAAGCCUGAAAUUGACAAGGCAAUCGUGGUUGCGCCUUCCAGCCUGGUGAAAAACUGGUACAAUGAAGUGGGCAAAUGGCUUGGAGGAAGAGUCCAGCCACUGGCUAUCGAUGGAGGCUCUAAAGAGGACAUAGAUAAUAAGCUAGUUGGAUUCGUGAACCAGCGAGGCCGUAGAAUCCCAUCCCCCAUCCUGAUAAUAUCCUACGAAACUUUCCGUCUCCACGCAGAAGCUCUCAAGAAAGGGAGUGUUGGGUUAGUCAUAUGUGAUGAGGGGCACCGGCUGAAAAACUCAGAUAACCAAACAUACCAGGCUCUCAACAGCUUGAAUACACCACGCCGGGUUCUCAUUUCUGGCACUCCCAUUCAAAAUGAUCUCCUUGAAUAUUUCAGUCUAGUACAUUUUGUCAACUCAGGCAUUCUAGGGACAGCCCAGGAGUUUAAAAAGCACUUUGAAAUCCCCAUUUUAAAAGGCAGGGAUGCAGAUGCAAAUGAGGCUGGAAGGCAAAAAGGAGAAGAGAGACUGAAAGAGUUGAUUAGUAUUGUUAACAGAUGUCUAAUAAGAAGAACAUCAGAUAUUCUCUCCAAAUACUUGCCAGUGAAAAUUGAGCAGGUGGUGUGUUGCAGGCUGACUCCCCUCCAAGCAGAGUUAUACAAAUACUUUCUGAUGCAAGCAAAGCCUGCAGAAGAUCUGAAAGAGGGGAAGAUGAAUGUUUCAUCUCUCUCUUCAAUCACAUCUCUGAAGAAGCUUUGUAAUCACCCUGCCUUGAUCUACGAAAAGUGUGUAGAAGAGGAAGAAGGGUUUGCUGGAGCUUUGCAGUUGUUUCCAUCUGGCUACAGUGUUAAGUCUCUAGAACCUCAGCUCUCAGGAAAGAUGCUGGUUCUGGACUACAUUCUGGCAGUUACUAGAAGCACUAGUGAUGAUAAAGUAGUCCUGGUGUCCAAUUACACACAGACCCUUGACCUUUUUGAGAAACUCUGCAGAAGUAGGAGGUAUUUGUAUGUCCGUCUGGAUGGUACCAUGUCCAUUAAAAAGAGAGCAAAGAUAGUGGAGCGUUUCAACAAUCUUUCUAGUCCUGAAUUCAUUUUCAUGCUGAGUAGCAAAGCUGGGGGAUGUGGCUUAAAUCUGAUUGGAGCAAACAGGCUUGUGAUGUUUGAUCCUGAUUGGAAUCCAGCCAAUGAUGAACAAGCUAUGGCCCGAGUGUGGAGAGAUGGCCAAAAGAAAACAUGCUAUAUCUAUCGAUUACUUUCAACAGGGACUAUUGAAGAAAAGAUCUUCCAGCGGCAGACACACAAGAAGGCACUUAGCAGCUGUGUAGUAGAUGAAGAACAAGAUGUGGAAAGACACUUCUCUCUGGGGGAACUGAAAGAGCUAUUCACACUUAAUGAGACCACUAUAAGUGAUACCCAUGACAAGAUCAAAUGUCGUCGCUGUGUGAACGGCCAUCAAGUGAGACCUCCUCCAGAGGGAUCUGACUGUACUUCUGAUUUUUCUCAGUGGCAUCACUGUGCUGAAAAACGUGGUCUCAAGGACACUGUCCUCAAGACCGCCUGGGAUGCUGCAGUCACUUUCACCUUCUAUCAUCAAUCACAUGAAGAACAACGAGGGAUACCAUAACCAUUGGUUCAAUAAGCUCUUUCUUAAAAAGAUGAAUUUUUUUUGAUACCUCUAUAUCAGCAACAUUAGGAUUGGAUGUUUUCUUGUCUCAAUCUGUAUAAAUAUUAUAGACUAUCUUCAUACUUUGCUAAAAUAUUUGGUUACAAGCAACCAUCAUAAACAUUAUUUUUUCUGAAAAAGUAUGUUUGAGCUUUUACUGUCAAUCUGCUAAAUGUGUACAGAAUAUUCUAAUAGCAGAGAUACUAAAUU